Molecule: messenger RNA, 2301 nt
Organism: Mesorhabditis spiculigera
Lineage: Eukaryota; Metazoa; Nematoda; Chromadorea; Rhabditida; Rhabditidae
Source: the annotation of a GenBank genome assembly
AUGGUUGCAGCCCAAUGCCCGGCAAAUUCCGGUGAUGUUGCCGCUCCGAAGAACUUGAAAUUUACUCUACAUUCCGGGCCACGAUGGAAAGUAUCGCUGCCACUGUCACUUUGCCUGACCGUAGGGACACUCUCGCGGAAGGGCCCAGUACGAACGUAUGCCGGACUGACGCCAUUAGUUGCAGGCAUUGGCUGGGCCCUCACCAUCCAUAUCAUCGAGCGGAUGUUGGUCCAGACGCUGCGCGGGGCCCAAACGUUGCUAUAUCUGAUUUUCUCGUUGCGGUGGAAGUUGGACUGGGCCAUUGAUUGCGAGCAUUCCUACAACACGCGUCUUUGCAACCCGUUCAACGACAAAAACGCGACGCACGCCGAAUACCACCACUAUCCCGACAAUUUCUGGCCCGCCCAGGAGUUUAAUAGGUAUCUAAUCCGUGGAAAUCCGAUCGACAACAACAACCUGUCAAACGUUUGGGAGCCGAAUGAGUGGUACUUUGGCAGAAGCUAUGAAAAAUUCUUCCUCACUCUCCCCUCCCUACCACUAAUGCUUGCCAAUGGAGUCAUAUGGGUGUUGAUCUACGCCCUAGUCGUUCGAUUCCCUCAAGACCUCAACAAAUUCUUGACCCGAUUUUGCAUCGUGCUGCCGGUGAUACUGUAUUUUGUCGUGCUAUCAGGCACUGCGCUCGGCGGAAUCUCGUACCAAAGCACCGAGGAGGCGGUCCCCCGAGAGGAGGUGGAGAAGGUGCCGCUCGAUUUUUGGACUGAUUUAAAGGGAUUCUACCGUAGCACCAUCGCGGCCGUUGAUUAUUCGACGGCUUUUACCGGGAUCGGGCUGUUGGUGGUCAGUCGACUGGACCCGGGGUCGCCGCCAGUGUUGGCAUGGAUUCUUGUGCCUUUAAUGAUGAUCGUCCCCACGAUGCUCUCGUUGUUGGUGGCCGGUUGUGAGGGACAUAUCUCAAAGUUGCAGCCGGCUUAUAAGACUUAUGGAUCGAUUGACGAGACCUACUCGUUCGACGUGAUCCCUGUCUGCCUGGCCACCAGCACAUUCGGAUCCGGGCUAGCCGUCCUCUUCUACCUCGCCCACCUCUUCUACGCCUCGAUCGGCCCAUUGAUCAUCUACACCCUAUUCCUGCACUCGGCCUUCUCGGAGCAGUUCGUCAUUCUCGAGUCGCAUCUGCAAUCGUAUUAUGGGCUAUUCAUGGCGCUGACUACUGGAUUUGCAGCGAUACUUUUUAUGCCGCUCGGCACGAAAAUCGCCGCUUUCUUUGAUUACGCCAGCCAAUCCUCGAUCGUCCACCUAAUAAUUUACGCUACAAUAUUCUUUGUAUACGGCUGGCAAACGUUGGAGACAGAUAUUUCACUGGUGGCUGUUGAGACCACGAGCGGAUCGAUGUGGAGGUAUUUCCUCGGUCCAACCAGCCCCAUCUACACGAUGCUCCUCUUCACCGUAGUACCGAUGUUUUUAUGUACAAAAGGCGUGGCCGUCUACGAUCUGCUAAUAGGCGGGAAUGACGUGUUAAAGCACAUCGACGCGGGUACCCAGUUUAUUACAGCUCCCCUCUUCAUCCGGCGCAUCUGCGGCUACGGUAUCAUGCUGGCGCCGCUGCUGGUAAUUCUGGCGUUUGCGGCUCAUGCCAUGUUGAGCGCGAAGAUCCGCUCGUUAUCCCUAGGCCAAGCAUUGAAGCCGUCUUCAGAUUGGUUGAGCCACCAGGUUAUGCAGCAUCGUCCAAAACCGUACUCCCUCGCCUACACGAUCUUCAACAACAUCCGCGGGCCCACCUAUAGGACGUAUUUGCUGGUGAUUCUGAUUUUGGAGCUCUUCUUCUUCCUCGUGCUGGCUUGUCUGCUGUUCGGGCAGUUGUAUCAAGUGUGGACUGGGACGAUGUUGGGGAGUGCGAAUUACAGGACGAUAGUCCUCCUCUUGCUCCUCUCCCUCCACGCCAUCGCUCUAAUCGAAAUGAGAGCCGCGUACAAUUUCUGGGACGACCCGGCGAGGUUGACCGUCUACAUCGCCGUCGCCACGCUACAGAUGGCGUUUCUUAAUGGGUACAUGUGGAUGCUGGCGUUCAACCACUCGUGGGGCGGCGACCUCAGCUCGACGGGGCCGAUAUUUUUAUUGGUUGUGAAUACGGCUUUUCGCUCCGCCUGCAUCUGUGCCGCCAUCGCCGUCCGCGCCCACAUCCGCGAAGCCGCACGACCGUCACGCGUACGCGACGCCACGGAGAUCUACGCAUCGGACGGUCCCCCGGAAGUGGAAAUGGACGCCGAGGACGAUCUGCCAAUUUUCACGCGAGCCCCGAGCCUA